Molecule: messenger RNA, 268 nt
Organism: Klebsormidium nitens
Lineage: Eukaryota; Viridiplantae; Streptophyta; Klebsormidiophyceae; Klebsormidiales; Klebsormidiaceae
Source: the annotation of a GenBank genome assembly
AGGGAGGCAGAACCUUUACAGCUGCCUAACCAAAGACGCUUUCGAGCGGAUCGCGGCGCAGAUUGUGCGGGGGCCACAACCGGCGGAGGAGUUUAACACUCUGGACGACUUGAAGGACUGCUUCAUGUUCCAAACGGAACCUGAUGCGGAGGCGUUGGAGCGGAACGACUUCUCUCUGGGGUUUCUCCUCCGGCACGACGAGAAGGGCCGGAACAACACCAUGAUCUCGGGGAUGCUUCGCCCGAAGGAGGCUGCCACUCGCUUCUAG